AUGAUAUUCAAUUCAUUGUUGGACAACAACAGCAAUGGACUUGACAUUGUUUGUCUUGGGCUGUCCUCCAAGUACAUGUAUUACAAAGUGGACCAAUUCUCAAUGUGGUCAUCAUCAGUACAACAACAAACUAGUACAACAACUGCAACUAUAAAGACAGCUUCAUAUAACGACUUGAGAACACCUGGGGUUUUAUCAACAUCUCUCAAUCAACUCAGUCUGGCGGGAGGUCCAUGCAUCGAUGUUCCACUCAGUCAUAUACCUCCAUCAUUAAAGACCCUGACACUAGGUGGCCAUUUCAAUCAGAAGAUCACACCUCAGUGCCUCCCCCAGUCACUCACCAGUCUGACCUUUGGCAACUCGUUCGACUCGGACAUCUCCCCCGGCUCCCUGCCAGACUCGAUCACAACAUUGAAUCUAGGUGGCAGCUUCGACUGUACAAUUCUUCGUGGUGUCCUACCAGCCUCGCUCACUCAGCUUACGCUGGGGUACUACUUCAACAGAGAGAUUGCCUGUGGAGUUCUGCCAGACAAGCUCAAAGACCUGCGAUUUGGAUACAUGUUCAACCGUCAUCUCGCACCAAGAUCCCUACCUCAAUCACUCUUAUCGAUUACUUUUGGCUUCCACAAUGAGAAGCCAAUCAAACCUGAUACCUUACCUGGCUCACUCACAUCUCUCACACUUGGAGGAUGCUUCGAUCAUCCCUUGCACUCCUCUUGGUAUCCACGCUCAAUCACCAAUCUGAUUUUAAGCGCCAACUAUAAGCAAGAUAUUGAACCAGGCAUACUCAGCUCACUCACAUCACUUUCAUUCUUUGAUUGUUCAUUCCAAUAUGUUUGCAAGUACUACAACAACAACAUCAACAACACUUCACCAAUCAGCGCACAAACAAACAACAACAUCAGACCAUUGAGAAUGAUCAACUUGUAUCAAGACACUGGAAAUGCAGUGCGAACAAUCAAUUCAUUGGUCACAAGUUUACCACAUCUUGCCGACUCGUAUCAAUUAGAUGUACAAUCUCAACAGUGUACAUUGGACCACCAUCACAACGAGGUAUACUCUGGCGUCUUGGUAUUACUCGCGCGCCAAUCUUUGGCGGCCUAA
This is a messenger RNA of Acytostelium subglobosum LB1, 1104 nucleotides long. RefSeq lists its product as hypothetical. NCBI's taxonomy places the organism in Eukaryota, Evosea, Eumycetozoa, Acytosteliales, Acytosteliaceae. Bases 1 to 1104 code for a protein of 367 amino acids. The transcript is spliced from 2 exons. The record is from RefSeq and is a predicted model, not a curated record.